Paramecium tetraurelia is the source of this 1008-nucleotide messenger RNA. RefSeq lists its product as uncharacterized. NCBI's taxonomy places the organism in Eukaryota, Ciliophora, Oligohymenophorea, Peniculida, Parameciidae. The transcript has 2 exons. The record is from RefSeq and is a predicted model, not a curated record.
AUGAGUAAAAUCCCUGUUCAAGAGAUGAAAUAAUAUCUGGAUUAAAGGAUAGAUUAUAAUUCUCAUAUCACUUAAGUGGCAAUGAAGAAACUGGGAUUGACUCAACGAGCCUUGCAAAGAAUGAAUUAUUUAGAAUACAUGACAUCAAAUACGAGUUAGCAAGACUAUUUUUUAUAUUUGCAUGCUGUUGCAAUGAACAUUAAAAAACUUCAAUAAGAAAUCGUCAAAAUGAGUUUGAAAGAUAAAUCGAUCGAUUGCACUGAUACAGGAAAUGUUGAAGAAAUAAUUGCUCUACUUGAUAAAAGAAUGAAGCACAAAAAUCACACUAGUAGUCAACCUUGCGUAACUUCUAAUAGAGAUAGGACAUGUGAAAGGGAUGACUCAAUAGGUUGUGAAAUUAAGGCUAAAUAAAAAAUUAUCCGAUUAACUAAUUAAGGAAUCAAAUCUAUCACAGAAAGGGAUACUCUAAAACACAAUUCAACAGCAAGUUAGAAUUCUAUUUGUGAUUCCUCAAGUCCUGAAAAAUUCAUUUUGAAAAAAUUGGUGAUUUCAAAUAAUCAAAGCAUUGCUGACCUAUUUUAGAAAUAAUAGGCUUCGAUUGAUGUAAGCACAAUGGAAAAAUUAAAUGAAUCAAUGCGAAAACUAUUACCUGAUAAAAACUUAGUAAUAAUGACAGGAAUCAAGCAUAGAAUAAAAGACAGCUAAAAUCACAAAAAGUCAAUGGAUGAGUUUAUGUAGAAAAUAACAAAGCUUAGGAGUCUUUCUCAACAAUCCAUAGAUUCUGAGAGGAAAUUACCCAGCUUAAAUAUCAAACAAACUUAGCAAAAGCAACCAAACUUGAUUUCAACAAAAUUAGAAAUGAUGUUAAGAAAAGAAAAAAUGAUUAGAGAGGAACCUUUGAAGAUACAUCAAGUAAAGUUAGGUAAUAUUAUGGGUGUGAUAUCAAAAAUACGGAAUCAACAAACUAAAUGGAGAAUGUUUCAUCAACUAAAUAAUGAUCAAUCAUGA